AUGAAUCUAAUUGGUAGUAAAGAUGAAAGUCUAGAAAUAACUAAAGCAAUCUUUACUGAAGUCAAAGUAACCUCUACCGAAAUAACCUCUGAUACCAAUAAACACAAAGGUGGCAAACCUCUAUGGGUUUUUAAAGAAAAUCAUUUUGUAAAAGAUGACAAACAAAAGUAG
Molecule: messenger RNA, 171 nt
Organism: Dentiscutata heterogama
Lineage: Eukaryota; Fungi; Glomeromycota; Glomeromycetes; Diversisporales; Gigasporaceae
Source: the annotation of a GenBank genome assembly